Molecule: messenger RNA, 4494 nt
Organism: Hyaloscypha bicolor E
Lineage: Eukaryota; Fungi; Ascomycota; Leotiomycetes; Helotiales; Hyaloscyphaceae
Product: P-type ATPase-like protein
Exons: 3
Coding region: 1-4494 (1497 amino acids)
Biological process (GO): phospholipid translocation
Cellular component (GO): plasma membrane
Molecular function (GO): ATP hydrolysis activity; ATPase-coupled intramembrane lipid carrier activity; ATP binding
Source: RefSeq, a predicted model, not a curated record
AUGGCGCCGCCCAGUUACGAAGAGCCAGAGGAAGAGCUCGCACCCACGCCAACGAAGCGAUUACGAUGGGCGACUCAAAGGCUGACGGGGAAGAAGGGGAACAAAAAACGCGGGUCGAUUCUUGGUCGCCUGAAUCACCGUGGCUCACAAAACAGUGAGAAGAAGAGGGAUUCCGGAGGAGGUGAUUCGAUGGGCACAGAUCUUGGAGGGAUUCAGGAAGAGCCGAACGAGGACGAAGAAGAGAAACCCUCAGACACUGGGGAUGGCCAAGGCCCCCGAAAAGUAUACUUCAAUAUUCCUCUGCCGCCAGAUGCAGUGGACGAGCAAGGACAUCCCAUCGCACAAUACCGGAGGAACAAGAUUCGGACGGCCAAGUACACCCCCAUCAGCUUCGUUCCGAAGAACAUUUGGUACCAAUUCCACAACAUCGCCAAUGUUUACUUCCUGUUCUUAAUUAUCCUGGCCUUCUUCAGCAUCUUCGGUGCUUCGAAUCCGGGACUGAACGCCGUUCCACUGAUUGUGAUUGUGUUCAUUACUGCGGUAAAGGACGCAAUCGAAGACUAUCGAAGGACGAUCCUUGAUAUCGAAUUGAACAACUCUCCAGUCCACCGACUCCUGGAUUGGAACAAUGUCAACGUCAGCGACGAUGACAUCUCCCUGUGGAGGCGAUUCAAGAAAGCUACAAGCCGCGGUAUGGCGACCGUUUGGAAGAAGCUGAAGAGGGGCAAGAAGGAGCUCCCAGGGCAGCGGUAUGCUGCGCGAGCUCUGGAUGAGCCACGAGAAUCAUACGAAACUAGGGAAACGAGGCGGGCGUCAGCCUUCUCGGCCCGUACUGAGCGAACAUCUUUCGAAUCGGCGCGGGAGAAUAUUCAGAUGACUCCUGUUCCAUCUCCGCUGCCCCUCUCAGACGGCCUGCAGUUACCCGACCAUGAUCGACCAAAAACCGCAUUUUCAUACGAGGGAGGAGGGGCAUCUGCCGCCAAGAACUUUGGCAGCUUGAUCAACCCAAAUUUGAAAGCGCCUGGUAAGGCUCGAUUCCACCAAGACUAUUGGAAGAACGUCAAAGUGGGAGAUUUCGUAAGAAUCUACAACGAUGAUCAAAUUCCAGCCGACGUCGUAAUUUUGUCCACUUCCGAUCCGGAUGGAGCUUGCUAUGUGGAAACCAAGAACUUGGAUGGAGAAACGAACUUGAAGGUCAGGCAUGCCCUCCGAAGUGGGCGAAAGAUCAAGCAUGCCCGUGACUGCGAGAAGACUCAAUUCACAAUUGAGAGUGAGGCUCCCCAACCGAACCUUUAUCAAUACAGCGGUGUUACUCGUUGGACCCAAUACAGCUCGAAGUCUCCAAGUGCUCGAGGCGACGAGAUGGUGGAACCAAUCUCCAUCAACAAUCUUCUUCUCAGAGGCUGCAACCUUCGAAAUACAGAUUGGGUCCUUGGAGUUGUUGUUUUCACUGGCUUCGACACCAAGAUCAUGAUGAAUGCUGGAAUAACGCCCAGUAAACGUUCUCGGAUUGUCCGAGAGCUAAACUGGAAUGUCAUCUACAAUUUCAUUGUCCUGUUCCUCAUGUGUUUUGUUUCUGGAUUGAUUCAAGGCAUCACGUGGUCCGAAGGGAACAACUCCAUUGACUAUUUCGAAUUUGGCUCCAUUGGAGGCAAGCCGUCGUUAGAUGGGUUCAUCACUUUCUGGGCUGCCGUCAUCCUUUUCCAGAAUCUGGUUCCCAUCUCGUUGUACAUUUCCCUCGAAAUCAUCAAGACCUGUCAAGCUUUCUUCAUCUACAGCGAUACCGAAAUGUACUACGACAAAAUCGACUAUCCAUGUACACCUAAAUCCUGGAACAUCUCGGACGACUUAGGUCAGAUUGAAUACAUAUUUUCGGACAAGACUGGAACUUUGACUCAGAACGUCAUGGAGUUCAAGAAAGCAACCAUCAAUGGUGUCCCUUACGGGGAAGCAUAUACCGAAGCCCAAGCUGGCAUGCAGAAACGACAAGGCAUAGAUGUCGAGAAGGAAUCAGCAAGAGUUCGUGAAGAAAUCGCUCAAGCACGUGCAAAGAUGCUAGAGGAGAUUCGAAAGCUUCAUGACAACCCCUAUCUCCACGACGAUGAGUUGACCUUCGUGGCACCAGACUUCAUCUCUGACCUCUCCGGCGCGACUGGAAAAGAGCAGCAACAAGCGAAUGCAGAGUUCAUGCUAGCUCUUGCCCUGUGUCACACCGUCAUUUCCGACACUAUCCCUGGCGACCCCCCACGCAUCGAAUUCAAAGCCCAGUCUCCCGAUGAGGCGGCACUGGUCGCCACUGCUCGUGACGUUGGCUACACUGUUCUAGGAAAUUCUCCUGAUGGCAUUCGACUGAACAUAAUGGGCGAGGAGCGAACUUUCAAGGUUCUGAACACUCUCGAAUUCAAUUCGACCCGAAAACGGAUGAGUGCUAUCAUCAGGAUGCCAGACAACAAAAUUAUCUUGUACUGCAAAGGCGCCGAUAGUAUGAUAUACUCACGUUUAAAGCGUGGUGAGCAGUCUGAGCUCCGUAGAACGACCGCCGAACACUUGGAAAUGUUCGCCCGCGAGGGACUGCGUACUCUCUGCAUCGCCCAAAAAGUGUUAGGCGAAGAGGAAUACCAGACAUGGAAUCGGGAGCACGAGAUAGCUGCUGCCGCCAUUGUAGACCGAGAAGACAGGCUAGAGGCCGUUUCCGAUCUGAUCGAGCGCGACCUAACAUUGUUGGGAGGAACAGCUAUCGAAGAUCGUCUUCAGGAAGGUGUUCCUGACACCAUUGCCCUCCUCGCGGACGCCGGAAUCAAGCUGUGGGUCCUCACUGGGGACAAGGUAGAGACUGCUAUCAACAUUGGCUUCUCUUGCAAUCUCCUCAAUAAUGACAUGGAACUCAUCGUUCUGAAGAUCGAGGACGAGCAGAUUUCCAGUGCCGAGGAGGAGCUCGACAAGCACCUAGCUUCCUUCAACAUGACCGGAUCUGACGAAGAGCUUGUGGCUGCCAAAAAGACUCACGAACCUCCGGCACCAACUCAUGCCAUUGUUAUUGAUGGUGAUUCCCUGAAACUUGUCUUAGAUGAGCAACUCCGUCAAAAGUUCCUUUUACUCUGCAAGCAGUGCAAGUCGGUCCUAUGCUGUCGUGUCAGCCCAGCACAGAAGGCUGCUGUUGUCUCCAUGGUCAAGUCAGGCUUGGAUGUCAUGACCCUUUCAGUGGGCGAUGGAGCAAACGAUGUCGCCAUGAUCCAAGAAGCCGACGUCGGUGUUGGUAUUGCUGGUGAAGAAGGGCGGCAAGCUGUCAUGUCAGCAGACUACGCCAUUGGCCAAUUCCGUUUCCUGCAAAGAUUGGUUCUCGUCCAUGGCCGCUGGUCAUAUCGCCGACUGGGAGAAACUAUUGCCAACUUUUUUUACAAGAACAUUAUGUGGACGUUCACAAUCUUCUGGUACCAAAUCUUCUGCAACUUCGACAUGACCUAUCUCUACGACUAUACUUAUAUCCUACUAUUCAACUUGGCGUUUACGUCCCUUCCAGUCAUUUUCAUGGGUGUCUUGGACCAGGAUGUCAGUGACAAGGUUUCUCUCGCUGUACCCCAACUAUACAGGCGUGGUAUUGAGCGGUUGGAAUGGACUCAGACGAAGUUCUGGCUCUACAUGGUUGAUGGACUCUACCAGUCGGUCAUCUGCUUCUUCAUGGCCUAUUGCCUCUUCUUCCCUGCCAAUGCGGUCACCGACAACGGCUUGAGCAUUGACGACCGGGAACGAUUCGGUGCUUACGUCGCACCUGCAGCGGUCAUCGCCAUCAAUACCUACAUCUUGCUCAACACGUACAGAUGGGAUUGGCUUAUGUUCCUUCUCGUGGUCGUGAGCAUCCUGCUUGUUUGGUUUUGGACAGGAGUCUAUUCAGCCUUCAAAUCUUCUGAGUUCUUCUACAAAGCUGCACCACAAGUCUUCGCCCAACCGACUUUUUGGGCCGUAACAGCGCUAUCAGUCAUCUUAUCCCUGUUGCCUCGCUUCUGCAUCAAGACCAUUCAAAAAAUCUACUUCCCAUACGAUGUUGACAUUGUCCGCGAGCAAGUUCGGCAAGGGAAGUUUGCCUAUCUCGAUGUUGGUGGUUCUCCAGAGGAUUCAAUGUCAAAGGAGUCUACAACAUCUUCCGAUAUCGCGAAGCCGAGUAAGCAUGCCUAUUAUCCUAGUGUUGACGAAGAUCAACGGCCCAUUUACCCCCCUUCAGUAGCCGCUACGGCCAACACACACAACACCCGAAGUCACACGGGCAGCGACGGCACCGAUUUCACGAGACAUCGAACCUCCAUCGAACAACGUCAAGUUCGUCCAUCAAUGGACAGAGCAAGACCAUCAUUCGACAGGAUGCGACAAUCUAUGGACCGCAUUCGGCCCAGUUUUGAGCAGAGCAAUGACUUUACCUCUGCGGCUCUUCUGACUCGAUUGGAGUCAAGUCAUUCCUUUGGCCCGAUCCGAAGUAGGAGAAACGAUAUGUCGCAGUGA